Aspergillus aculeatinus CBS 121060 is the source of this 2037-nucleotide messenger RNA. RefSeq lists its product as uncharacterized. NCBI's taxonomy places the organism in Eukaryota, Fungi, Ascomycota, Eurotiomycetes, Eurotiales, Aspergillaceae. The record is from RefSeq and is a predicted model, not a curated record. The coding region runs from base 6 to 1859 and encodes 617 amino acids. The transcript has a single exon.
CCAAUAUGUGUGCAUCCAAAAUUUCUUCGCCGCUUGUUGUUUUUGUUCCCCUUCCAGCGUGCUACGCAUCGAAAAAAAACUUCCCCAAUGCCUUGGAUUCCAACACCAUGGGUGUAGACAGCGAUCCGGUACACGUGACCGUGGAGGGGUCCCGCCCACCAUCUGCUUGGCGCGAGCAGUUCCGCUAUUCGAGCAUUCCCGAUGAGACUCACGGCAGAAAAGGACGAUGGGCACACCUCUCAUCUCGAUUCAAACUGUUGGCCAAGGCCGAGGAAGGGAGUGAGUGGAUUAGAGGCGCGCUGAUAUGUACCUGGAUUACAGGCACCAUCCUAAUCGUCAACAUCAUCAUGCUGCUCGUAGCAACGAUCAUUGCGUACCGUGGCCAAUGGAAAACAAAUCGAGGUCAAUUCCAGAUGGCAGAGUUGUAUAGUGGACAGUGUUCGCGCUCUAGCCAUUGGGCGACAGGGCUACACGUGAUCAUCAACGUAUUGAGCACGAUUCUUCUCGGGGCUAGCAACUACGUGAUGCAAUGCCUGGGGGCACCGUCCCGGACUGACCUCGAUCGGGCUCAUGCUAAGUCGCGAUGGCUCGACGUUGGCACGUUCAGCUUUCGCAACUUUGCGGUCAUGGACCGACGCCGCAAAAUCUUAUGGCUGCUGCUUUUGAUCAGCUCGACGCCAAUCCAUAUGAUUUACAACUCCGUCAUUUUCUCAUCGAUUUCGACCCUCGACUAUGGAAUUUUUAUGAUACCAGAUGAUCUGUCGCCGACUGAGACUUUGAUUGGUAACGACACUACCAGUCGUGACUCGUUUCUGUCUGAGGUUGGGUCCGAGGCAGAUGUCGUUCGAACGCAAAUUUUCAACGGGACCUUUGUCAAUGCGACGGCGAAGGAUUGCACCACCAGAUACAAUGUCGAGUACAAUACGGAGUAUGGUACACUGAUCUAUGUCGCAGGUCGACAACACUUUCACAACACUAGCAGUCUUCAGCUUGGAGGUCUUGAGAGAUAUGCAUCGGUGUAUGAGAUCAUGCAGGGUUUGAAUGACAAUUCGCCUCCAAAUGCAAGCAAUUUGACGCUGACCAGCGAGUACUGGAGUUAUCGCGUUUGGAACUAUUCGGUUCCUGAUCCCCUAGAUGCAAGUGUCUCUUAUAUCAAUCUCGUGGGGCCUGCCUACGAAGACAUGGUCCUGAGUGGUAAUGCUAGCCUGAGUGCUGACUUGUACACUCUUGCCGAGUACAAUUAUGCCUACAAUCCGUCCUACGAAGCUCUGCGCGCGUACUUGGACACCCCUUCUCACUGGAAGAACAGCUCCUGGGCAGCUGCUGUGACCUUUGAACUGCUAAGUACCGGGUCUAUGUCUGAUUUCUAUACCAUCGAUCAGACAGGCGCGCGAGAGGUCCCUGUAUCACACUGCCUGAUUAAAGAGGAGGAGCAACGUUGUCAGCUGUUCUUCAGUCCCCCAAUUGCGAUUGUCGUCAUUGUAUGCAAUAUCAUCAAAGUCGUCUGUAUGCUGCUGACUGCCCGGGUCAAGCGCACGGACCUCAUGUUAAGAGUAGGUGAUGCGGUGGCCUCAUUUCUCACCCGGCCGGAUCCGACUACCCGUGGCCGAUGUCUGCUCUCCCGCUCGCAAAUGACUCGGGGGCCGCAAGCUUGGACCCUCCCUGGCAUUGUUAUCGGUUCAUGGAAAGGAUACACGCUACAACGAAGAGCUCCGAGCCCAACCUCACACUCGCUGGACAAUCUCUCGUCGACGAUUACCACAAAAGACACCAAAGUCUACCCCAGCAUUCUUCCCCCGCGUAAAAGAUGGUACCAGGCGGUCAGCUGGCGACGUUGGACGCUGGUUCUUCUAUUGUAGGGCCCUUACCUCUCGACCUCAACAGAUUCGCUGCAAGAACUAACCCCCGCAUCAGCUUUAUCGCUUGCAUAGUCACAGCCAUCUGGCUAACCACCUACGCUAUACGCCAAACCGAAGGCUUCAGCACGGCCAUGAGUCUCGGCUUCGCGCAGACCAGCGCCACCACUAUGAUCCAGUA